AUGAAUUUAGAAAACAUACCAUUAUCUGAAAAGACCAAAAAAAACCUGCAACAGUCAGGUUAUAACCAAUUAACCGAUAUUCAAUUAAAAACUAUCCCUUUAGUAUUAGAAGGCAAAGACCUUAUUGCCCAAUCACAGACGGGAACAGGAAAAACCGCAGCCUUUCUAAUCCCAAUUUUGGAGAAAUUAGAAGCUGGUUCUAAACCCCAAGCACUCAUUUUAGUUCCGACUCGAGAAUUAGCUUUGCAAGUAAGUAGAGAAGCUCGCAAAUUAUCUGCUAGUCAGUUACGUAUCCUAGAAGUUUAUGGCGGAGUUGCCAUUUUUAGACAAUUACGAGCACUUCGACAAGGCGUCGAUGUAGUGAUAGGAACACCCGGAAGACUAAUUGACCAUCUACAAGGAGGAAAUUUACCAACCAACAAUUUAAAAUUCGUAGUGUUGGAUGAGCAAGCACGGAGAGAAAUGGUUUUAGAUAAAUUCAAGAGAAAACAAAUAACAUUAUUAGUUGCUAGUGAUGUGGCUGCCCGUGGCUUAGAUGUUAAAGAUAUUUCUUAUGUUAUUAAUUAUGACUUUCCACAAAAUCCAGAAUAUUAUAUUCAUCGGACUGGACGAACUGGUCGAGCGGGAGCCAGCGGUAAAGCGAUAUCUUUUUUGAGCAGUCGCAAGGAAAAGAGUCAAUUAAUGGAAAUAGCCCGGGACCGAAAAUUUAAAGUAGAAAAUUUUGCUAAUCCUAGGUAA
Ambispora gerdemannii is the source of this 738-nucleotide messenger RNA. The record is from the annotation of a GenBank genome assembly. Lineage: Eukaryota; Fungi; Glomeromycota; Glomeromycetes; Archaeosporales; Ambisporaceae.